This is a messenger RNA of Alnus glutinosa, 2476 nucleotides long. Its product is annotated as MACPF domain-containing protein CAD1-like. The transcript is spliced from 7 exons. The record is from RefSeq and is a predicted model, not a curated record. Lineage: Eukaryota; Viridiplantae; Streptophyta; Magnoliopsida; Fagales; Betulaceae. Gene Ontology annotation, biological process: plant-type hypersensitive response; regulation of salicylic acid mediated signaling pathway. The coding region runs from base 395 to 2149 and encodes 584 amino acids. Gene Ontology annotation, cellular component: plasma membrane.
UGCAAGUCUUUGUGAUUUUUUCGAAGUAGACGUACAGAGAGAGAGAGAGAGAGAGAGAGAGAGAGAAAAUUUAUAGAAAGAGAAAGUACACGCAGCUGAGAGGAGAGAAGAGGCUGGAUAAUCAUCCCUUGAUUCAAGAUCUAAAGGAGAUAAUCGAUUAUCGCUUCGAAUCUUCUUCGAAGAUUUCUUAUAGUUAAUCUAGAGAGAGAGGAAGAGUUUAAUUAUUCAAAGUACUUGGUUUCAUGAAUGAAACCCAAAGCACUCCAAUUUCUCGUGGGUUUUUUUCAUAAUUGAAUUCAAUUGCUCAAGUAGGGAACUGGGUUUUUUAUCUGGGUGAAUUUGGCGAACUGGGUCUUCUUCUGAUCCAGAAAGACUCAGUUUUUCUGAUGAGACAAUGGAGGAAAAUGCAGCAGCAUUGCACACUGCUAUAAACUCUGUGCAGGCAUUAGGGAGAGGCUUUGAUGUGAAUUUUGAUACGAGGUUACUCUACUGUAAAGGAGUGGCUGGGUCUAGGGUGGUCGAAGUUGAUGAAGAACACACUAGGGAUCUUUUACUCUAUGAGAACAUAGUUGUGCCAAAUGUUCCCAGGGACAUCAAGAACUGUCAGGAGGCCACAGGGCGUCAGAGCUCUGGGGUUUGCAGUUUCCCUGAGAUGGUGGAAUAUUUUAAUCAAAAGGCUAAUCUUUCCGGAAGUUUUCCUCUUGGUAGUUUUAAUUCUGCAUUUAGCUUCACUGGUGCAAAGCAUAUUGAUGUUGUAGCCACAAAGACCCUUUCUACGGAUGGCUUUUAUAUUCCUCUUGCCAAGUUUCAGCUUAUGAAAAGCCCAUUGGUGUUGCAAGAAAAUGUUAAACAAGCGGUUCCAACUUGUUGGGACCCACCAUCUUUGGCAAGCUUUAUUGAAAAUUUUGGGACGCAUGUCAUCACUUCUGUAACUGUUGGUGGUAAAGAUGUGAUUUAUGUUAAACAACAUCAAUCUUCGCCUUUGUCAACCCUGGAAAUUAAAAAAUACGUUCAGGAAAUUGGAAACCAGAGAUUUUCUGACACAGAAAUCCUUGCACGUUCAGGUCAAAUGAAAUUCAAGGAUAAGGGUGUUGAUCCUUGUUUGUUCAAUAGCCAAGGAAUAUAUCCUCAACCCACUGCUGCACCAUAUCUUACCGGGAAAGAAGAUGUGACAGUCAUCUUCCGCAGAAGGGGAGGAGAUGAUCUGGAACAAAACCACACCCAAUGGGCAAGAACUGUCCGGAAUUCCCCAGAUGUCAUUGAGAUGGCUUUUUCCCCUAUAACAGCGCUACUUAAUGGGGUGGUAGGCAAGGAGUAUCUUACCCGUGCUAUUAGUCUGUAUCUUGAAUAUAAGCCUCCUAUCGAAGAAUUGAGAUAUUUUUUAGAGUUUCAGAUUCCUCGGAUAUGGGCCCCUGUACUUGAUAGGCUAACUGGCCACCAAAGGAAGGAACCUGUUUGCCCAUCUUUGCAAUUCAGCAUAAUGGGGCAAAAACUUUAUGUCAGCCAAGAGCAGAUAUCGGUUGGACGUAAGCCGGUAACUGGCUUGCGAUUAUGCCUAGAAGGAAGCAAGCAGAAUCGACUGUGUAUCCAUCUUCAACAUUUAGCUUCUCUUCCAAAGAUCCUUCAGCCAUACUGGGACGCCCACGUGGCUAUUGGUGCUCCAAAAUGGCAGGGACCUGAGGAGCAAGAUAGUCGAUGGUUUGAGCCUGUAAAAUGGAAAAACUUCUCUCAUGUGAGCACUGCACCAGUUGAGAACCCUGAAUCCUUCAUUGGUGACCUCUCUGGCGUCUACAUAGUCACCGGAGCUCAACUUGGAGUGUGGGAUUUUGGGUCAAGAAACGUCUUGUACAUGAAGCUUCUGUAUUCUAGGCUGCCGGGCUGUACGGUACAAAGAUCCUUGUGGGACCAUGCUCCGAAUGGUAAGUCAAGAAAAGCAGUGUCUACGGGUAGCAAUGCCAAUAUGGGUGACUCAAGUUCAGGUUCAAGAGAGAGCUUAGUGGGGAACAAGUUGGUUAAGUUUGUUGAUAUGUCCGAGAUGAGCAAGGGGCCUCAAGAUCCACCAGGUCAUUGGUUGGUUACUGGUGGAAAGCUUGGUGUGGAGAAAGGGAAAAUUGUUUUGAGAGUGAAAUACUCCCUGCUAAAUUACUGAGUUAAAUGUAUGGUUUUGUAUGAAUGAUGUGCAGUGGCAGGCUUUUAUUAGGUACAGAUGCUGUCUUUGAUGCGUAUAUAAUUUGUGUUCGGCAUGCUUCUACUAUUGCAGUGUGAUGGGUUUGAGUUAAAUGAAGAUCUGAGAGGAUGUGUUUUUGGGUGGUUUUGGGGGCUGAUUUCCCUAGAGAUGCUGGCAAAUUCUGUAGAAUAUGUUAAUCCCAUUUCGGCAAAUGACAAAGGUAUUUAGAAAUUUUAGGUAGUUCCUCUGUACAAGAAUGUUAAACCUUUUUUUUUUUUUUUUUAAAUAAGAUAAGUAUUUCUUCUUUUA